Dicrocoelium dendriticum is the source of this 1971-nucleotide messenger RNA. The record is from the annotation of a GenBank genome assembly. NCBI's taxonomy places the organism in Eukaryota, Metazoa, Platyhelminthes, Trematoda, Plagiorchiida, Dicrocoeliidae.
AUGUGGUGUGUUUGGUUGGGGGGGGGGGUGGGGGUGUUGGGGUGUUGGUUUUGUUUUGGGUGUUUGGGUAGGGGUUUUGGGGGUGGUGGGAGGGUGGGGGGUGGUGGGGGUGGGGGUGUGGGGGGGGUGGGUGGGGGGUGGGUGGGGGGGUUUGGGGGGGGGGGGGGGGGGGGGGGGGGGGGGGGGGGGGGGGGGGGGGGGGGGGGGGGGGGGGGGGGGGGGUGGGGGGGGGGGGGGGGGGGGGGGGUGGGGGGGGGGGGGGGGGGGGGGGGGGGGGGGGGGGGGGGGGGGGGGGGGGGGGGGGGGGGGGGGGGGGGGGGGGGGGGGGGGGGGGGGGGGGGGGGGGGGGGGGGGGGGGGGGGGGGGGGGGGGGGGGGGGGGGGGGGGGGGGGGGGGGGGGGGGGGGGGGGGGGGGGGGGGGGGGGGGGGGGGGGGGGGGGGGGGGGGGGGGGGGGGGGGGGGGGGGGGGGGGGGGGGGGGGGGGGGGGGGGGGGGGGGGGGGGGGGGGGGGGGGGGGGGGGGGGGGGGGGGGGGGGGGGGGGGGGGGGGGGGGGGGGGGGGGGGGGGGGGGGGGGGGGGGGGGGGGGGGGGGGGGGGGGGGGGGGGGGGGGGGGGGGGGGGGGGGGGGGGGGGGGGGGGGGGGGGGGGGGGGGGGGGGGGGGGGGGGGGGGGGGGGGGGGGGGGGGGGGGGGGGGGGGGGGGGGGGGGGGGGGGGGGGGGGGGGGGGGGGGGGGGGGGGGGGGGGGGGGGGGGGGGGGGGGGGGGGGGGGGGGGGGGGGGGGGGGGGGGGGGGGGGGGGGGGGGGGGGGGGGGGGGGGGGGGGGGGGGGGGGGGGGGGGGGGGGGGGGGGGGGGGGGGGGGGGGGGGGGGGGGGGGGGGGGGGGGGGGGGGGGGGGGGGGGGGGGGGGGGGGGGGGGGGGGGGGGGGGGGGGGGGGGGGGGGGGGGGGGGGGGGGGGGGGGGGGGGGGGGGGGGGGGGGGGGGGGGGGGGGGGGGGGGGGGGGGGGGGGGGGGGGGGGGGGGGGGGGGGGGGGGGGGGGGGGGGGGGGGGGGGGGGGGGGGGGGGGGGGGGGGGGGGGGGGGGGGGGGGGGGGGGGGGGGGGGGGGGGGGGGGGGGGGGGGGGGGGGGGGGGGGGGGGGGGGGGGGGGGGGGGGGGGGGGGGGGGGGGGGGGGGGGGGGGGGGGGGGGGGGGGGGGGGGGGGGGGGGGGGGGGGGGGGGGGGGGGGGGGGGGGGGGGGGGGGGGGGGGGGGGGGGGGGGGGGGGGGGGGGGGGGGGGGGGGGGGGGGGGGGGGGGGGGGGGGGGGGGGGGGGGGGGGGGGGGGGGGGGGGGGGGGGGGGGGGGGGGGGGGGGGGGGGGGGGGGGGGGGGGGGGGGGGGGGGGGGGGGGGGGGGGGGGGGGGGGGGGGGGGGGGGGGGGGGGGGGGGGGGGGGGGGGGGGGGGGGGGGGGGGGGGGGGGGGGGGGGGGGGGGGGGGGGGGGGGGGGGGGGGGGGGGGGGGGGGGGGGGGGGGGGGGGGGGGGGGGGGGGGGGGGGGGGGGGGGGGGGGGGGGGGGGGGGGGGGGGGGGGGGGGGGGGGGGGGGGGGGGGGGGGGGGGGGGGGGGGGGGGGGGGGGGGGGGGGGGGGGGGGGGGGGGGGGGGGGGGGGGGGGGGGGGGGGGGGGGGGGGGGGGGGGGGGGGGGGGGGGGGGGGGGGGGGGGGGGGGGGGGGGGGGGGGGGGGGGGGGGGGGGGGGGGGGGGGGGGGGGGGGGGGGGGGGGGGGGGGGGGGGGGGGGGGGGGGGGGGGGGGGGGGGGGGGGGGGGGGGGGGGGGGGGGGGGGGGGGGGGGGGGGGGGGGGGGGGGGGGGGGGGGGGGGGGGGGGGGGGGGGGGGGGGGGGGGGGGGGGGGGGGGGGGGGGGGGGGGGGGGGGGGGGGGGGGGGGGGGUGUUUCGCAGCCACCCAGGGGAUAUCAAACAGCAGCCAAUUACUUGA